AUGGCCGCCGAAGAGGAACAGUCUUUGCCACCUCCCGGCGACGGCGACGACGGCGACGACGGUGAUGGCGACGACGGCCGACGCCCGGGCGAUUCCGAACAGCCCCCGCCGGCCAAGAAGAAGAGGACCCGGACCCGGACGGGCUGCCUCAACUGCCGCCGUAAAAAGCGCAAGUGCGACGAGGGUCGUCCUGCCUGUGGCGGAUGCUCGAGGCGGAAUGAGAGGUGCGAAUGGGGUGUCAAGGUCACCUUCCGCGCCGAGAACGCCCAAACAAUACGGCAAGACCACCCCUCAAUGAAGAAGGCUCGACGCCCGCCUCUGCGCCGCCAAUUUGAGAUUCUCGACAUCACUGACGAGGUCAUCCGCGACUACCACCUCCCUCCCGGCUUCCACGACUAUGAUUCUGACCGAGAAAUGGAACCUGAUCUGUCACCCUCCAGAGCCGAAGCCGAGGCCGCCUGUGGCCCCCAGUAUGAAAAGGACGAGGCCGGCUACUUCGACAGCCCCCUGUCCUACUCGACCCCCACCGCCGGCGCACACACGGCCUCCAUCGCCGGCUCCAGUACCGCCCGAAGGACUUUGUCUUCGUCUGGGCCAAGUUCCGCACCCACCGAAAGUGUGCAGACGUCGGCCUUUGCUGCUCUCUUGAGCCCCGAGGCCCGUCGAGAGGAUGAGCCUGCCAGCAAGGUGCAUCCGUCGACUACUGAUCGCAUCGACUUCCGCGCCUCGCCAACCUCCGCUUCGCAGCUCAUCACCGAUAGCGCCGUGGCGAACCUCAUUUACCUUAGCCAAGGCGGCCGCGCCCAGGCGCCUCAUCAGCACCCUACAUCCACAGUCCAUUCCAUACCACCUGCGGCUUUAUCUAUGGACCAUUUGAUGGACCCGCCGUUUGAUUUCAUGGACCAAAUCUUCACCCCUGAAGGCUCCUACGAAGACGGCAUCUUCCUCCCAGGCUCAGCAUACCACGAGUUGCACUCGACGCUAAGAAACCAUCUAAUCCAAGAAGUUCGGUCCAAUGGCCCAACGAGGCAGGCCUCGCCCGCUUCUGCUCACACCCCGAGGCGGAGAUCGGACUCGGGCUCCAUUGACGCCAGCUCGGGGCCGUCCUCCUCAGGAGGAGCAGCCGAAACCGUCGACGACCUAUCUUCAGACCACGAACCCCCCUUCCUGCCACUGGAGGAGGAGUGCGCAUUGUGGAAGAACUGGGUUGACGAGAUCUCUCCUUGGUUGGACAAGUUUGACAACCAACGCCACUUUCAACAUUCUCUGCCUACGAUGGCUCGGUUCCACAACCACCUGCGAUAUUCCAUGCUGGCCCUGUCGGCCCGCCAGCUCGAGCUGAAGGAUAAAACCCGCCCAACAGACCAGAGUUUAGCGCUCUACCAGGAGGCUAUACACCUGCUCUUACCACAACUGCCGACCCGGACAACGGCCGUGACCGCAUCUUGCGUCGUGCUCUGCGUGUUGGAAAUGGCCAGCUGCUCGCCAAAGGCGUGGCGAAGACAUCUGGACGGAUGCGCCAGCCUGAUGGAGGCCAUUGGCAUGAACGGCUUCGUUGGUGGCGUGGAACAGGCUCUGUUUUGGUGCUUCAUCCGGAUGGACGUGUGCGGCGGUCUCAUAUCGUCCGUCAAGACCUUGAUACCCGUCAACCAUUGGGCGUCGCGUAGCGACCUUGAAGCAGACGUUGCCUUGUUCCUCGCCAAUCCAGGCCACGAUAUGUGGGCGAAUUACGCAGUCUAUCUUUGUGGUCAAGUUCUUGACCUUUUGGCUCCGCUCGCCAAGGCAAAUCCGGGUGGGCUCUUCUUUGACGGCCCGAGGAACGACAUGAGGCACCGGGUCAGAUGGAUGAAGCUUUGGAAAUACGUUGAAGACUGGCACAGCCGCCGGCCGCCCGAGAUGCAACACAUCAUGUCCAUACCCUCGUCCGACACGGAACCGUUCCCUAAGAUCCUCUACAGCAACCCUGCCGCCAUAUCAGGGAACCAGCUAUACCAUACGGCAUCUCUUCUCAUGCUGCAAAAUAGACCAGCAUCGCUACGACUGUCGCCGAAGCCUCGUUCGGCGCUUUGGCACGCCAGACAGAUAUGCGGGAUAUCAAUGACCAACCACCACCACGGGGCCUGGACUAACAGCAUCCAGCCCCUCUGGAUUGCGGGACGCUGCAUGAGCCACCCCGCAGAGCACCGAGCCAUACUGGAGCUGCUAGAAAAGAUCGAGAGGGAAAGCGGAUGGGGCACUAAGUGGAGGGCAGAUGACCUGAAGGACUUCUGGGGUGACUUGGGAGACGGUUAG
Molecule: messenger RNA, 2292 nt
Organism: Colletotrichum graminicola M1.001
Lineage: Eukaryota; Fungi; Ascomycota; Sordariomycetes; Glomerellales; Glomerellaceae
Exons: 1
Coding region: 1-2292 (763 amino acids)
Biological process (GO): positive regulation of transcription by RNA polymerase II
Cellular component (GO): nucleus
Molecular function (GO): DNA-binding transcription factor activity, RNA polymerase II-specific; zinc ion binding; transcription cis-regulatory region binding
Source: RefSeq, a predicted model, not a curated record